Messenger RNA from Vitis vinifera (wine grape), 3928 nucleotides. Its product is annotated as filament-like plant protein 7. Lineage: Eukaryota; Viridiplantae; Streptophyta; Magnoliopsida; Vitales; Vitaceae. The transcript has 6 exons. The coding region runs from base 282 to 3596 and encodes 1104 amino acids. The record is from RefSeq and is a predicted model, not a curated record.
UAUCUCUUUUACCUUUUUCUAUAUGAGUUUUCAUUUUCAUGGCUUCUUGUAAUUGAACCAGUGUAUGAUCGGGUUGCAAAUGCGGUCGGGUGUAGUUGUAAAAGUGAAGCGAGUUAGCAUGAUGUUUUUUUUAUGAUCACUGUCGGGACAUUCGUUUCUAGCUAUAAUUUUCAGAUGGAGUUUUCUAAUUUCUGCUUUAAUUUAAGAAACCAUUGAUGUGUUCCAAGUCUCAAAUGGUCUGAUUAAGUGGCUUGGCCUUUAAUUGUAAGCCCAUUGAUGGGAUGCAAGAAUCUGAAAUUAUGGACCAUAAGACAUGGCUUUGGAGGAAAAAAUCCUCCAUGAAGACAAUUGUUGCAAGUGACAAACCUGAAAUGUAUUUGGAAGGACAUGAAGAAGAGAUGCCUCUAACAGAGACAUUAGGUCUAGAGGGAUCCAUGAAAAACCUAAAUGAGAAGCUUGCUGCUGUUGUGGAUGAAUCUAAAACUAAAGACGAUCUUGUGACCAAAUAUGCAAGAAUGGCAGAAGAAGCCAUUGCAGGUCGGGAGAAGGCAGAAGCAGAAGCAUUGUCUUUGAAACAAGAAUUAGAUGAAGCGUUAAAUCUGGGUGUAGCUGCAAAAGAAAGGUUAAGUCACUUGGAUGCUGCACUGAAGCAAUGUAUGCAGCAGUUAACUUCUCUAAAAGAAGAACAGGAGCAAAGAAUUCGUGAUGCUGUUAUGAAGACAUUGAGAGAAUUUGAAAAGACACAGAAAAACUUAGAAGAUAAUUUAACAGAAACAAGUAAAAGGCUUACAGACUUAACUGUUGAGAAUACUCAUCUGAGUAAGGCCCUUCUAGCCAAAGAGAAAUUGAUUGAAGAUCUAUGUAAAAUAAAGUCCCAGGCAGAUACAGAAUUCAAGGCACUAAUGGCUAGACUAGAUUCCACAGAGAAAGAAAAUGCUUUUCUAAAAUAUGAGUUUCGCAUGCUUGAGAAGGAGCUUGAGAUCCGGAAUGAGGAGAGGGAAUUUAACAGGAGAUCUGCUGAGGCAAUACACAAGCAACACUUGGAGAGUGUGAAGAAAAUUGCAAAGUUAGAAGCAGAAUGCCAGAGAUUACGUCUCCUAGUGCGAAAGAGACUUCCAGGUCCUGCUGCUGUGGCAAAGAUGAAGAGUGAAGUUGAAACGCUGGGAAGAGAUCAGACAGAGAUGAGGAGAAAAAAGUUGAAUCCCAUGACAGGAGGUUUGAUCGCCAGAGAUGGCCUUGUGGAAAAGUCUUCUGAAAUUCCCAGUAAGAAGAUGAGUUUCCUUAUCGAGCGGUUAUGUGAAGUGGAAGAAGAAAACAAAACUCUAAAAGAAAUUCUAGCCAAGAAAAACAAUGAACUCCAUUCACCAAGACUUUUGUGUGCUCGAACACCCUCUAGAUUUGGACAGCCUGAAGCUCAGCUUGGGGAGUCUCCAAAAAGCCAGAAAACUAUGGAUCUGGUAAGCUGUAGUCCCAUAUCAAAUGGACACUCUCUACCUUCUGGUUUUGACAUUGGCAGCGAUGAUGGGAUUAGCAGCUCAGGUUCAUGGGCCAAUGCUUUAAUAUCAGAACUGGAACAAUUCCGACAUGCAAAGCCCAAGAAUCCUUCAGAAUGCAAAACUAUUGUAUCAGAUAUGAGUUUAAUGGAUGAUUUUGUUGAGAUGGAGAAAUUAGCAAUAGUUUCUGCAGAUACACAUUUUCAAGGUUCUCAUGUUCCUUCAAACACAAGAAAUGCCUCUGCAAAUACCCUGGAAAAGGAGUCUGGUGGGUUUCUCUCAGAUUCAACAGGUAAGGAAUUAGUUCCAGUAGCGCAAGAUUACUCCAGCUCCACUGACACAAAAUGGGAGACUCAAUCAAAGGAUGGAUCCAUUGGAAAAUCUCGUGAUUGGCUUCAGGAUGUUUUGAAGGUGAUGUUGGAGCAGAACUGUGUUUCAAAAAGAAGCCUUCAUGAACUUCUCGAUGACAUUAAAAUCGCUUUGGGUUUUGUGAAUGAUCCAAGUGUUGUUGAAGCUGAUAAAGCAGCAAGCUCAAGGCAUCUGGGAGAACCUGACUCUCAACCUAUUAGUGGCUACAUCACUUGGAAGUCCAUGGAGUUUCCCAUGGCGGGUUCACUUCACAAAGGUUCUGUUAUUGACACCUCAGUGGAAGGAGCAAGCCAUCAGCAGAAUCAAUCUGAUCUGAGCAAGUCAAUCUGCAAAAUUAUAGAGCUUAUCAAAUCAUUCAAUCUAACAUCUCUAACCAAUAGUAAUGCUCCAAAUGAAGGGUCAGAGGGGGACAAGAGUUCCUCACCGUGUAAGAACUCACCAACACCUGCAGAUUACUUGGUUCAUGUUUUUCGAUGGAAGAGCUCUGAAUUAAGUAGUGUUCUAUUUCAACUCAUUAACAUUUGUAAUGAUCUUUUGAGUGAAAAAGCUUAUCUUGAAAAUUUUGUGGGGGAAUUGGCAUUUACUUUGCACUGGAUUAUGAGCAACUGCAUUACCCUUCAAGAUGGUUCAAGCAUGAGAGAUGAGAUAAAGAGGCAUUUUGGUUGGGGUGCAUCACAAAGUGAAAGUGAACCUGAAGUUGGAGUCGAAGGCGAUCAUGAAUCCAAAAGGCAGUCAUAUGGUUGGCCCUUGGGUGCUUAUUCAAAUGAUCAAAAUGUUUUUGAAAUUGAGAAGAUUCAGUCUAAUCUGCAAGAAGAAAAUAGGGGGCUGAAAGAUGAGUUGAGGAAGAUAGAAUCUGCAAAGAAAGAUUUGGAAGCAAAGCUACAGUCAGCAACUGAUAACAGCCAGGCCUUGAUGAAUCAGCUUGAGAAAUCAGAACAGAGCAUUGGAAGCUUAAGGACAGAACUGGAAACCUUGAAAGACUCAAAGGGGUUGAUUGAGGAUCAAAUUGAGAAUCAGAAGUUGAUUAAUGAAGAGCUCAACACCCAGCUCACAGUUGCCAAAGCUAAAAUAAACGAGGUUCUCCAGAAGUUUUCAGCGUUGGAAGUGGAAUUUGAGGAUAAAAGUAACUCCUGCCAAGAACUAGAAGCAACAUGUCUUGAGCUUCAGCUUCAGCUAGAAAGUUUCCCGGAGAAGGAAGUUUCAGAGGCCGACCAAGAUCAAGAAGGAAAGCAACUCCAAACUGGCUGGGAGAUCACAGCAGCUUCAGUGAAGUUGGCAGAGUGCCAAGAAACCAUCCUAAACCUAGGGAAGCAGUUAAAGGCUCUAGCUUCACCAAGGGAUAGAGCAAUUUUUGACAAAGUUUAUUCUACAACCAGCACGGCUACAAAUGACAAGAAGUUGAGCCAUCGCUCCUCCCUUCGGGAUCGAAUGCUAGCUGAUGAUGAUGCUGACACUGAGGUUUUCAAGUCCCCCAAGAUAAAAGAAAUUAUAAGCACUGCCCAUAUACCAUCCACACUUGGCUCCAAUAAUUCCAAUUCCUUUGAUGCUCCUGAUAUACAUGUAGAAGCCCCAGAUGCAUAUCAUGAUUCGAAGCACAGAGCAGUCACUCCUGCUGUCGGGUCACUUGCAAUAGUGCCAAGCAAGAAAAAGGGAGGGGCAGGUUUCUUAAGGAAGCUAUUGCAGAGGAGGAGGAAAGGAGUUAGUAAGAGGUCUCUUUCCUAUGCCAAGGUGUAGAGCCAAAAGAAAUCUCUUGUUUGCCACCAGUGUGAAUGGGUUGACUGUUGAUAAGUGUGGUGUUUGAUUUUGCUGCCUUGAUAAUUGGAAAAUGGUGAAGUUUGGGCUUCUUUAGUUAUUUUCUAAUUGGAGAGAAAAAGAGAGAGAGCUUAGUAUUAGAAGUGUUGCCAGUGUGUAUAUUUCUGGGUGCCAAGACCUUUGUUACUAUGUUGUUGGGAAAGAAAUGGCUCUGACUGGGGGGCCACUGUUUAUAAAAAUGCCAUGGACCAAACUCAUCUACAACAAACCAGACACAUUCCUUUAUUACUAAUCUGAUCAUCUGUUUAACCAAA